UCUCUCACAUAUAUAAACACCCAUUCACACACACACAUUCUCAAGAAACCCAACAUCAAUAACAUUUUUACAUACCCUAAACAAGAUUUUCUUGUUUCAAACUAAGUAGUUUUUUUAUUACAAUUUUCUAUGGGAAACUUUACUUCAUGCACUGUUAUACCAACAAUAAGGAAUUCAAAAGCAGCCAGAGUUAUUCUACCAGGAGGAGAAAUCAGACAAUUUCGUGAACCAAUAAAAGCAGCAGAACUCAUGUUAGAGAAUCCAAACAAUUUUUUAGUGAAUUCAAGUUCGUUAAAUAUUGGUCGUAGAUUUUCAGCUUUAUCUGCCGAUGAAGAUUUGGAGUUUGGAAAUGUUUAUAUUAUGUUUCCAAUGAAGAGAGUGAAUUCAGUUGUGACUGCUUCUGAUAUGACUGUGCUUUUAUUGGCUGCUAAUUCUGCUGCUAAGAGAAUUUCUGGUGGAAAUGUUAAGAUUACGCCGGAAGUGUCAGCGCCGGCGCCGGAGUCAACGCCGGAGAUCAACGCCGGUGGACGGAAUUCGGAUGGGGUUGAAGGGUUUCCAGUGGAGCAUGAGUUGAAGUAUAGGUUGUCAUGUAGAUCAAGGAAACCUUCGUUGGAGACUAUUUUGGAAGAACCAGUUUGUUCUAGAUGAAAAUUCUAAUAAAUUGUUUUGGACUCAGAUUUUUGGUGAAUAUUUAUUUUAACAAGAAAAGAGAUUUAGUUAGAGAUUUAAUGUGAAAAGAAAGAGAUUUAUAUAUUAUAUGUAUGCACUAAAUACUGUGGCAAGUUCAGAACUUUUAAGAAUAGAUAUCCAAGACGUGUAAUAUGGACGACAAUUUUAAUGUCUAUAUUCGCCUUAAUGUAUGAUAUUUAUAUGUGCAUGAAUAUUUAUUAAUGUGUGGUAGGGUUCAAA
Molecule: messenger RNA, 909 nt
Organism: Nicotiana attenuata
Lineage: Eukaryota; Viridiplantae; Streptophyta; Magnoliopsida; Solanales; Solanaceae
Exons: 1
Coding region: 130-648 (172 amino acids)
Source: RefSeq, a predicted model, not a curated record